Messenger RNA from Sclerotinia trifoliorum, 1854 nucleotides. NCBI's taxonomy places the organism in Eukaryota, Fungi, Ascomycota, Leotiomycetes, Helotiales, Sclerotiniaceae. The record is from the annotation of a GenBank genome assembly.
ACAAUUUACCCAUACAUCAAAAUUCACAUCUCGUAAAAAUAGUCGCCAAUAGCCACUACUCAAGUCAUAUACUACAAUUUAUGAUCAUUCAAUACUUAGAAGCCCUGUUUCGAGACCCUUCGCCAUGGCCCUCGCAUACCCAGAGGGAGAAUGCUUCUUUGUGCGAGAUGGUCUACGUGCUCGGCGGCCCACUCAUUAUUCCUACGAUGCUAACAGACCCGAUCAUUUCAAAAACCAUAUGAUGGUUGAAUACAUCUGGAAUAGGCCAGCGCAUUCUUCAUGGGAUGCAAAUUCGGGCUAUAAUAGCAGGGGACAUGAUCAUCCUAGAACAGCCUACACUAUCACGAGAGUAUUGCUACGAUCGUAUCAUGGCGGCUUUAAUUACUUGCCCUUUUCUUAUGGUGCAUCAGAAAGUAAUAUUCGUACAAGAGUACAACAUGAACUUUGUACACGUCCUAGGACCUUUGAUGAUUGGUGGUAUGGAGCUUCAGAUGAGGUAUAUCCUUUCCUCUAAAGCCUACCUUUUCUCCUCUCACUGACCUUUCAGUCCUGGUUCAUGCAUAUGCCAAUGCCUCAUCCAGGUGAAUGGAUCUGGAUAGAUGUAAGUUAUUCAACACACCUCAAAGUCUCGGAAAAUAAAAAAGGCAAUGGCUGACAAGGCCAUCUCCCGAUAGAUGGUUGCCCACAUUCGAGCUGUCUAUCUUCCCUUAUCCUACUACGCCUCCGAGAGCAACCAGAACCUAUGUUGCUUUGUCCAAAUAAAUUUCGCUCAAAACCGCACCGUUGCCGUUUGGCGUGGCGGUAAUAGUAUGGUUACUCAUGCUAUGAACAUCACCACAGGUCUAGGCGUUCACCAUGGCCAUACCAUCGGACUCAAUGUCCACGAACUCCUAAAACUGCUUGCUCUUCCCCGUCAACUCCGCAAACAAAAUCCAUACGCGGCCAGGCUCAUCAAAAUUGUUCCCAACAAUCAUGUUGCAACACAGAACAUACACAAUGUUACAACUUACAGGCAUGAAUAUGAUGUUGAGUGGCUCACAGUCGCCAAAGCCAAUUUCGGAUUGGACCUUCAGUGGAAACCCGCCCAACGUUCCAGCUGGCUUAAUGAUUUCUUCAGAGAUGUACUCACUAAUCUCAUUUCUAUGAUCCCUGUGGCGGGUCCAUUCCUAGCCAUACUGUUCCCCGUCGCGUGGACGCUUGUUGUUGAUCCCGAUUCGGCAUGGGAUAUGUUACGCGACCUUGUUCCGGGCGUCAAUCUCACGGAUCAAAUGGUGAGGGCACUGUUACUUUCUCUCGACGAGACUAAAGAAUACUUGCCCGAUGGAUGGGAAGCUAUUGCUAUCCCUCAACAACCAAAGUCGGUGGCCAUGAUCAAGACUAAGGCAAUUAACCCAGGAGCCACGAAGGACGAGGCUUUGACGGAAGAUGGUGCCAAUGAAACUGUUGUGGGCUUGGCAUUCUGUAUUGCUGAGGAUAUCCUUGCAAAAAGCGGAAAAGAGAGAGCAUUUGAGCAUCAUGUCGAAGAUGCACCGCCUGACGAGGGAGGCAAUCCAGACGGAGACAUUGAAAAAGUGAAUCCCCCAUCUGAGUUUCCCGAUCAGAAGGAGGGUGAUGAGGGAAGAUGGGAAGGAUGGGGCAACUAAAUUGAAGUGAACACUAUGGUAUUUGAGGUUAUAAAUGAAAUUGUGUGCAGAAAGAUUGGGAAAUUCUAUGAGCUUCCAACAUCAAAUUAUCGAGCGCUUAUGGUACCGUUUUUGGUAUAACUACUCGGAGCUGCCACUAUCUUUCAUUUCAAGGUAUUUAUAUAGUUAUGUAGUAUCCCAUCAUUAGCCUAAAAUUGAAUGAUAAAACAGU